Messenger RNA from Dichomitus squalens LYAD-421 SS1, 3762 nucleotides. Its product is annotated as dynactin. Gene Ontology annotation, molecular function: microtubule plus-end binding. NCBI's taxonomy places the organism in Eukaryota, Fungi, Basidiomycota, Agaricomycetes, Polyporales, Polyporaceae. The record is from RefSeq and is a predicted model, not a curated record. The transcript has 14 exons. Gene Ontology annotation, cellular component: cytoplasm; microtubule plus-end; nucleus. The coding region runs from base 1 to 3762 and encodes 1253 amino acids. Gene Ontology annotation, biological process: cytoplasmic microtubule organization.
AUGCCGCCUGCCGGGAACGAACCUACCCUUGGCGCAAUCGUCGAAAUUCCUGCUGGACGGGGUGUUGUCAGAUUCGCUGGCGCCACUUCAUUCUCUGCAGGCAAAUGGAUAGGGAUUGAGCUGGCCGAGCCGAAUGGCAAGAACGACGGAACAGUUCAGGGUAUCAAGUACUUUACCUGCAAGCCAAACUAUGGUGUUUUCGUUCGCCCGAGCCAGGUGAAGGUCAUAGCGGCUGCCCCAGAGCCAUCACAAGCAGUGACGGUCGGACAUCAACGGACGGGCAGUUUGUCGCGCACACCUUCGUCUCGGUCUAUCCCCUCGCCUCGAGCCGCCAGUCCUGCCAAACCCUCCUCGUCCGCACUCGGAAAUGGCAGCGCCCUCCUCUCCCCUGGAGGCCGCACAGCAGCAGCAGCGCGUCUCGGUUCUCCCACCAAGCCUCGUCCGUCUCUUACGCUACAAUCCCGUCCAUCUCUAGGCCGUCUGGGAUCUCUUCAGCCAGACGUUGCAAGUCCUACCAGGAGUGCCCGUCUACCUGAGUCUCCUGUUCUUGAGCCCGCUCCGAGGAUCUUCCCAAAGAGCCAUGGCUCCCCCGGACAAGCCUCCCCACAACCUCCGCAACCGUCCUCACUACGACGCGUCUCCUCUCCUGCACACGAAGACCCAGAACCCGAGCCUCUUGAGCCUCCAGAACCACUUGCUCCCAAACUACCCUCACGCCCCACCACUCCCGUCCGAGUGGUUGACGACACCGAGCUGCAAGAGCUCCGGGCGAAAGUCCGGGUGCUCGAAGCGAAACGCGCCGACGAUGCGCGCCAUGUGCGCGAGCUCGAGACGCGCCUGUCUGAGGCCGAGUCGUUCGUCGCGCUGCGUCCCAAGCUCCAGGCGAAGCUGAAUCAGCAACAGACGGAGCUGAUUGCGACGAAGCGCGAGCUCGCGGACGCGCAGCAGCUCGCGCAGCUCGCGGAAAGCCGGAUCUUGGACACGCAGGAGCAGCUGGAGAUGUCGAUGUUGGAUAAGGAGAUGGCGGAGGAGCGAGCGGAGGUGGCAGAGGCGGAUCUGGAGGAGCUGAGGGAGAAGUUGGCUAUUCUCGAGGUUGAGCUGCAGCAUUUGCGCGAGGGCAGAGAUGGCGAGGAGGGCGGCGGGGAGAGCAACGUCAAGCAGUCUCUGGCGUAUAUUCAGCUUGAGAAGCAGAACGAACGUCUAAAGGAGGCGUUGGUCAGGCUCCGGGAUCUCACCCAAGAAACGGAGCUCGAGCAGCGCAGGCGGAUCGCUGAGAUGGAGAAGGACGUCACGAAUCUUGACGAGAUCCAAACGCAAUACGAGGCCACGCUCGGCAAGCUUGCCAACGCUGAAGUUCAGAUUGAGGACCUGAAGGCACAGUUGGAUGACGCUCUCGGUGCUGAAGAUCUCCUCGUCCAACUCACGGAGCGUAAUCUGAUGCUCGGGGAGAAAAUCGAGGAGAUGCGUAUCACGAUCGAGGAUCUAGAGGCGCUCAAGGAACUCAACGAUGAACUCGAGGAAAACCAUAUGGAGACCGAGAAGGCCUUGCAGGAAGAGAUCGACGCAAAGGACGUGCAGAUCCAUGAGCAAUCUCGCAAGAUCCAAGGCCUUGAAGAAGCAUGCCAGGAUCUCGAGGGCACGAUCGUCCAAUUCCGAGAACUCGUUCUGUCGCUGCAGACCGAGCUGGACACGUUGCGUGCGGAGACUCAGACGGCGCAGCACGAGUCUGCGACCGCUGCCUCCCAGACUGCCGCGAUGAUGUCUCUCAAUCUAAAGCUUCAAUCCUCGGCCUCCAAGAAUCAAGCCCGCCACAUCGACCUCGAGGUCAAGAAGAUUGAGGCUCGCGAAGCUCGGGAACUCCUGAAUAUUGUCCAGCCUUACUUGCCACAGAUCUACGUCGAAUCAGACAUGGAUGCUACGAACUGUUACAUGUUCUUCCAGCGCUUGGCCGCUAAGGUCGACCUGAUCAACGCAGUUGUUGCCCAAACGCACAACCUCCCUGAAGCUCUGAACGGCCCGGUCUCAGAUGUUCUUGUCGGUAUUUGUGAGAUGCGCGGACGUCUGUCCAGUCUGUCGACGACAUGCAAACGGUUCGCCGCCAUCCUCCGGAAAUGCGAUGUUGAGACGUUUCUCAACGUCGGCCGCAUGUAUCCCGACCUCGCACCCAUGGAGAAGCGGAUCGACAUGCACGUCGACCUCCUCCGCCGCGAGGAGUUCCGUGAGCUCGAGUGUGUCAGCGACGCGGUCAAGAUGCAGUCGCAGUUUGACCACCUGUCCGAGACGUACUUCAGCAACUUCGAGUAUGACCUUGGAGAGCGCGAGCUGGGAUAUGCUCUGGCGUUUGACCACGACCUGGAGAUGUUCGCCGCGUCCGUUGGUCUCAUCAAGACCUCCGUUGCUGCCAUUCUCAAGGAUAACGACGUUGCCCUUGACUUUGGAGGCAUGGACGCGCAGGCUGAAUUCUUCGAGCCCCUACAGAAGGCCCUUGACCAGUGCAGAAGCGCCAAGGUCCUCUCGAAGAAGCUCAUCAAGCGGGUGGAGGACCUCACACAAGAUUCUAUGGCCCUCAAGGCGCACCUGGUGCCUCAGCUCCAGAACCUCAACAACACGGUCCCUGAGCUUGUCAACUUCGGUAUUUCCUUGGCUCAACUCGUCAUGCCACAUAUCAGCGACGUCCGUGCCGUGAAGUCCGCGUUCCAGCUCUCAACUGUAGUCUCCUACGUCAAGCAAAGCGCUGCUUCUACCGUUGGCAAGGCGGGCAACGAGGAAUCAGCCUCGUGGGACUCCGUCUGCGAGUUCCUCGCCCAAGUCAUCCAGGAGGCUAACAGGAUCGUUCCGAUGUCUCUGGAGGCGGAGAAUACUUUGAAGAUCACUGGGACUGCGCCAUGGAUCCUCCGCAUCGACGACAUCAAAGCGGCCACAGCGGUCAACGUCGAGGCCGAGCGCAAGGUCGCGCAGCUCAACGACGAGAUGCAGGCGCUUGCGCGGACGAUUAGGAUGAAGGACCAGCAAAUCCAAGAGACUGGUGUCAAGAUCGAGCUCAUGGAACGCCGCAUGGAGACGGUUAAGAAGCAGGCGGACACGAUCACAGACCUCGAGAACGAGCUCGCGAAGGCGCGGAAGCAAGAGCGCGCGUACGAGGAGGCGAUGGAACAGCUCCAGGCGGACCUCGACGCGCUUGAGCAGGACAAUGCGAAGCUCAAAGCACUUGCGAACAAUCCUGAGCGCCAAGCAUCGACUACGACGCAGGUCGUGGAGGCAGAGACCGUCCCAACGGAGGGCAAUUUUGAGACGUCGUAUCUGCUCGAGCAGAUCGAUUCUCUCCGUGGCACCGUUCGGUUCUUGCGUCAAGAGAACUUCUUCCUCAAAGGUCAAGACCUUCUCAAGGAGAUCGAGACCUUACCCGAGCUCCCUGCACCCAUACCUCGCGAGCCAACACCCGAGCUCGUUCCCUCAACACUCUCAGACUCAGACUCGGAUUCCGAUGACGAGCCUCGGCAACCGCCCACACUCCGCUCGCUCGCUGUGGAGUCUAAACUCUUAUACCGCGAGGUCAUCAAGUACACAUCUUCGCCGCGCCUCGUCGACCUCUCCGUGCUCAAGGCAAACCGUGUCAACGGGCAGCCUACGACGAAGGCGUGGCUACCGCGGAAGAAGACGCCAGCAUACCAGCUGUUCGAGCGGAAGAUGCAGGGCGAGCGGUUAGGUAAGCGGCUGAAGGGCCUGCUGGAGCUGACGAACCAUAUCGCGGAUGCGGAUUGA